This is a messenger RNA of Metarhizium acridum CQMa 102, 2100 nucleotides long. Its product is annotated as RNA-dependent ATPase rok1. Gene Ontology annotation, molecular function: ATP binding; RNA helicase activity; nucleic acid binding. Lineage: Eukaryota; Fungi; Ascomycota; Sordariomycetes; Hypocreales; Clavicipitaceae. Gene Ontology annotation, biological process: maturation of SSU-rRNA. The record is from RefSeq and is a predicted model, not a curated record.
AUGGAUACUCUCAAAACCUUGUUCCGCGGGACUAGAAAGACUUCCAAGAGCUCUGGGCUCAAUGCCAACAACGCUCAGCUCCCCUCUGCGGGCACCAAGACCAAUCCUCAGCUAUACCAUGAUGAAAUCCGUGGCAUGAAAAAAAGGAAACGUGGCGCCGAGCAGGCCGAGAACCCAGUGCCUACAGAACUUCCUGUUGUCGACUUCUUCGCGCCCAAACCAGAGGCCGCCGAAAAUCAAAAGGCUGAAACCAAAAAGAGCCAGCGAGAACCUAGUCCACCACCUGUGGCUACCAAGAAAUUGACCGAGGACGAAUGCCGACAACUUUUGCGAUCGCAUCGCCUCAAGAUUACGCUGCUCUCAAAGCACGAAGAGCAGAAGAAGGUGAAGAAGUCAAAGAAGAAGAAGAAGACGGUCAUUGAGGGGAAAAAGGACGAGAAGAAGCAGUUAUUUCCUCAGCCCCUGGAGUCCUUUGGCCACCUUCGCACUACAUAUGGGAUAUCCCGCCAAAUUGCGGAGAAUCUUGUCCAGCAGAGCUACCGUCUUCCUACAGAAGUGCAAAUGGGUAGUCUCCCGUUACUGCUUCGCCCCGAGGUUGCUCUCGGCAACGAGGAGAAUCUGGAUCAUGGUGUUGAUUUCUUGGCUGUUGCACCCACGGGCAGCGGCAAGACAGUCAGUUUUCUCAUCCCCACAAUCAACAGCAUCAUUCGGAGACGAGCGCAAGCAGACAUACAAGGUGUUCAUGAGCUCGAGGCUGUAAUUAUCGCACCGACGAGAGAAUUGGUUCAUCAGAUUGUCAAUGAGGGCCGCAAGCUUGUACAGCGAACCGGUGUUAAGAUUGUGGCUAUGAGGAAGACUACACAACUCUCUGCAGAGGAGCAGGUCCUAGCAGACGAUAGCUCGGAUGACGAGCUCGAUGGGGAGGACGACGAGGAAUCAGAGUCCGACGAUGAUAAGAAGCGCGGGGCCAGGACAUCUAAACCCCAUCCUCUUACAAAAACAGACAUUCUGGUUACGACGCCAGCAUUGCUGCUAAACUUUUUGACUGCUGGAUCUAGCGGCACGCAAAAGGUUUUGCCGACAGUCAGGGAGCUUAUUCUUGACGAGGCAGACGUUCUCCUGGACCCGUUGUUUAGAGAGCAAACGCUGAGCCUGUGGACGGCUUGCACCAACUCCGGACUUCGACUGUCGUUCUGGUCUGCAACAAUGGGCUCAAACAUUGAAGCUCUGGUCACCGAAAAGCUGAAGGACAGGGCAGAAGCCCUGGGUAUUACACCAAAGCCCUUUAUCCGUCUCGUAGUAGGCUUGAAAGACACCGCUGUGCCAAAUGUUGUGCACAAGCUCACGUACGCGGCCAGCGAGCAGGGUAAGCUCCUUGCCCUGCGGCAGCUUCUACACCCAGCGGGCGGCGACGACUCCGGCCCGCCACUGCGACCUCCAUUCUUGGUCUUCACGCAAACAAUCGACAGAGCCAUGGCCCUCCACGACGAACUCAAGUACGACAUCCCCCUGGAAGCCGGCGGCCCGUCCAGAAUCGCUGCCCUACACAGCGCCCUCGCCGACUCGGCCCGGUCAUCCAUCAUGCGCAAGUUCCGCGCCGGGGAAAUCUGGGUUCUCAUCACCACCGACGUCCUGGCCCGCGGCGUGGACUUUGCCGGCGUCAACGGCGUGGUCAACUACGACGUCCCCGGCUCGGCAGCCGCCUACGUCCACCGUGCCGGACGGACCGGUCGGGCCGGUCGCGAGGGCGGCAUCGCCGUAACGCUCUACACAAAGGAAGACAUCCCGUUUGUCAAGACGGUGGCCAACGUCAUCGCCGUGAGCGACAAGCAGGCUGGCAGGACGGGCGACCAGGCAGGCGUGCAGAAGUGGCUGCUGGACGCGCUGCCGAAUGUGGGCAAGGACGACAGGAAGAAGCUCAAGCAGAGGGGUGUUGAGUCACGGAGGAGUGGGAGCGGGAGCAAGGCCAAGAUUACCUCGAAAAGCGGCUAUGAGCGGAGGAAAGAGAAUAACAGGCGGGGGGCGAUUGAUGCGAAUAAGAGGCGGCGGGUGGAGGGCGGUGCGCGAGACGACGCUGAAUGGGACGGGCUCGGGGAUUAG